Messenger RNA from Arachis ipaensis, 1088 nucleotides. RefSeq names its product CCT motif family protein. Gene Ontology annotation, molecular function: protein binding. The record is from RefSeq and is a predicted model, not a curated record. Gene Ontology annotation, cellular component: nucleus. Lineage: Eukaryota; Viridiplantae; Streptophyta; Magnoliopsida; Fabales; Fabaceae. Gene Ontology annotation, biological process: regulation of DNA-templated transcription.
AAGAAGCUCCAAAACAUGGUUGGGGAAGCACAAACGCAGCGACCGCCACAUUUAUGGGAGUUACGAAAAGACCGGCCCACCAAGGUUGCAGUGACAACAGCAGGGAAGCAUUCCACUAUGACUAUGAGAAGAAAGAAAUUGAAGAGGAGACACACAAAAACACGGAAGGAUAGAGAAAGAGAAACAGCCGUUUUCAGAGAUAAGAUGAGAUACACUUCACUGCUUAGAAGUCCAAAGAAAGAGGAAGAACAAGAAGUGCCAGAAGCUACUUUCUCCUCCUCCAUAUUACCCUUUUCCAAUAACCACCAACUACUAUACCAUGAUAAUGAUGAUGAAGAAUUCAGUAUCUUGGAGCAACUUGAAGGAGUCUUGGACGUUGAAGAAGAAGAAGAAGAAGAACAAAAGUUGUUACCAUCUCCACAGCAGGGAAUGGUAACUAGUUGUAGUGGCGAUGAUGAAGAGCUUCGUUGGGAUUUCAUGGAAUGGGAGGAGGAUCAUCAUCGAUUCCCAGAAGCAGAAAAUGAAUUGAAGGUAGUAAGCAAUAAUAACAAGUGCCUAAUGGAGGAGGAGGUGAAGAAAAUGGUAGUAAAGAGGGAAGAAGAAAGUAAUAACAAUAAUGUUGGGUUUUGGGAAGUGGAAGAUGAAAAGAUGGUGGCUUUGAAUUUGAAUUUGAACUAUCAAGAGGUUUUGGAUGCUUGGUCUGACCGUGGCUCUCUUUGGGCUGAUGACUACUCACUUUCAUUGGCAACCACCAACAAUGGCUACUACUAUAUGGGAGAAGUGCCAGUAUUAGAAGAAGAAAGAACAAGAAGGGAAGCAAGUGUUCUAAGGUACAAAGAGAAGCGCCAGAACAGAUUGUUCUCCAAGAAGAUAAGAUACCAAGUUCGGAAACUAAACGCAGAUAAAAGACCAAGAAUCAAGGGUCGCUUUGUGAAGAGACAUUGACAUAGAAGAUCCCACUUUGGCAACUCCAAAAAUAUCUUUCAUAAAUAUCUAAGAUGACAAGUCGUACAAUUAUUUUAAUUGGUUCUAAAUGAAAUAUUCUUGUAUUUAUCCAUUCUAAUUAUUAUCAUCUUCUUUGCAAUUCA